AUGGCGUCAGAAAACCCUAAUUCCACCCCAAAAUCUCCAAGAACCCUAAUGUGCCCUAAAAGCGAUACAUCCCAAAGCCCUUACGCACCUCCAUUACCCUCGUCAUCAAACCCUAAUCAACCAUCAUCAUCGUCAUCGUCGCUUCAUCCAAACGCAGACACGAAUGACGCGUCCGACAAUCUCUUCCCGGACUCUGGCCCAAAUUCGCCACACGAUCCAUCCGAAUCACUUGAAGAAGUUAUCGUUUCUGUUCCAGGCGCGAUCCUACAUUUAAUCGAUAAGAAUCACAGCGUGCAACUAGCGAUGGGAGAUUUCUCGAUAGUCAAACUACGUCAAUCCGACAGCCUGAUCGCCAUUCUCGCACGCGUUGGUGGAGAGAUCCAAUGGCCUUUGGCGAGACACGAGGCUUGCGUUAAGUUAGACCAGUCUCAUUAUUUCUUCUCGUUACGCGCUCCAAAGGAGAAAGAACACGACGCUAUGAUGUUAAAUUACGGAUUGACAUUUGCUUCGAAAGGACAAGAGAAGUUGUUGAAAGAGAUGGAUGAGUUAUUGGAGCAUUGCAGUAGUUUCUCGGUGCAGAAAGUGGAGGAGAAGAAGGGGGCUUUGGAUUUAACAAUGGCGGAACGAAUGAGUCCCUCAGAUCUGAAAAUGGAAGCAAACAAGGAAGAGAUGGAGCAGAUUUGUCGAGCUUAUUGGACGACAUUAGCCCCAAAUGUGGAGGAUUACAGUACGAAGGCUGCAAAAUUAAUUGCUGCGGGUUCAGGGCAACUUGUUAAAGGGAUUCUCUGGUGUGGAGAUGUUACAGUGGAUAGAUUAAUCAAGGGUAAUGAGAUUUUGAAGCUAAAGAUCGGACCUGCCAGCAACACAGCAGUUAAUCCUGAACUUCUAAAGGCUAUACACAGGGUUAAUAAGGUGACGAAGAUGACAGAGACAGUUGUUGGUGGACUUCUUUCUGGCGUUCUGAAGAUUACUGGAUUCUUUACAAGCUCUGUUGCUAGCUCUAAACUUGGCAAGAAGUUCUUCAAAUUUUUGCCUGGGGAAAUAGCACUCGCGACUCUGGAUGGAUUUAGCAAAAUUUGUGAUGCUUUUGAAGUUUCUGGAAAGAAUGUAAUGUCAACAUCAUCUACUGUGACAACAGAACUCGUUAAUUACAAAUAUGGAGAAGAGGCGGCGAAGGCAACAAAUGAAGGGCUGGAUGCGGCGGGCCAUGCGGUAGGAGCCGCAUGGACAGUUUUCAAAAUUAGAACCGCAAUGAAUCCAAAAGGAGUUGUGGCGCCUUCUGUGCUUACAAAAACUGGUCUUAAAGAUGCAACCGAAGAGAUGAGGAAUAAAGCACUUAAAGACAUAAAGGCUAAAGAUUCCCAAAAAACAUCCAAGUGAAUCAUUAUAGAUAGAUAAUACCUAGUUUGUUGAACAGUCAGCUUUGUACUGUGUUUGUCUAAGAAGGUGGGACAGGGACUGAGACUGAGAGUGAGACAGACAAUCCCUUGUACAGUUGAGUUUAGUUUAAUCCCAUACUGUAUAAUCGUGUCUCGUGUAACAAACGCAACCUUAAAAGGUACUCAGAUUAAUAGAUGGAUUCGUAAAAUAAAAUGUAAAUAUAAAUAAUGAUUUUAAGAAUUUAGUGUAAAAUUGUUUACAUGUGUCUAUUUGUAAAGAGAGAAACAAACAUACAAU
Molecule: messenger RNA, 1677 nt
Organism: Lactuca saligna
Lineage: Eukaryota; Viridiplantae; Streptophyta; Magnoliopsida; Asterales; Asteraceae
Source: the annotation of a GenBank genome assembly